AUGUGUAAAGAUUUUGAACCACUUGGUAAAAGUAGUUUAUUUACCAUUCUCGAUACUUGUAAAGCGUCAACAAGAAAGUCUUUACAAGGUGUAAACUAUUUCGCUGCCGAAGCUGGAGAAGCAUUCGACAGUAUAAUAAAAAUGAUUGAAGACAGAGACGCUGUUUCUAGUGAAAGUAAACGAUUUAUUGAUAACUUGAAACGUGCUCGAUUUUAUUUGAAAUCUGAUUAUAAAGUGCACGUAACAAGAUCAAGCAAUAUUGCUGAUCAUUGUUGUGCUUAUGC
Molecule: messenger RNA, 284 nt
Organism: Rotaria sp. Silwood2
Lineage: Eukaryota; Metazoa; Rotifera; Eurotatoria; Philodinida; Philodinidae
Source: the annotation of a GenBank genome assembly